Messenger RNA from Megalopta genalis, 2059 nucleotides. Its product is annotated as fatty-acid amide hydrolase 2-A. The record is from RefSeq and is a predicted model, not a curated record. Lineage: Eukaryota; Metazoa; Arthropoda; Insecta; Hymenoptera; Halictidae. Gene Ontology annotation, cellular component: endomembrane system.
GUCAGUGAGUUCUGCGAGUCGGUGAUCGGAGGAAGUCGGGCGCGAGGCUGACCGUCGCGAUCCUAAUCAGUUAUCAGUGCACAGUCGUCGAAGAAGAACCGACCAAUUCGGUGGUGACAAUCGCUCGCAUGCUUGAAAAACGUUGCUCCUCGACGUCCUUCGCUUCAUCAUCCUAAUCGGGACCGAUCGAAUUUUGUCGCUGGAACAAGGGAGACGAUAAUCGCGAGACAUGAAGAUAUUUGCGAUUUUGAUAUUGCUAUGGUCGCACUUCCAGAGCAUUGUGUGCAGAUAUAUGUUUCCGAUAAUUCACAUGUUCAAACCGCCUCCAUUACCACCGAUCACCAAUUCGUUAUUGAAACAGAGUGCCAGCACAUUGGCUAAGAAAGUCAGAAACCAAGAGCUGUCCAGCCAAACCCUAGUGCAAGCAUGCAUCGACCGAAUCGAAGAGGUGAAUCCUUUCCUGAACGCAAUAGUCGAGGACCGAUUCGAAGAGGCGCUGGCAGAAGCGAAGAAGUGCGACGCGAUGCUGAAGAGCGGAGAAGUGAACGCUGUCACGCUCGAGAAGGAGAAGCCGCUUUUCGGCGUGCCCGUCACCAUCAAAGAGAGCUUGAGCCUGAACGGUAUGAGCUGCGCAGGUGGCAACUUGGCUAACGAAGGUCGAAAAGCUCCUAAGAACAGUUCAAUAGUAGACAUGGUGUUGAACGCUGGAGCGAUUCCAUUGUGCGUUACCAACACAUCGGAGUUAUGCUGUUCCAUUCACAGCUCGAACGUUCUAACUGGAGUGACGAAGAAUCCAUAUGACACCAGGCUGUCCCCUGGAGGAUCCUCGGGCGGAGAGGGAGCAUUGCUUGCUAGUGGAGGGUCUGUGCUCGGCUUCGGCUCGGAUUUACUCGGUUCCAUAAGAGUACCUAGCCUUUUCAAUGGCGUCUUUGGUCACAAACCUAGUCCGGGAAUAAUUUCGAACGAGGGACAUUUUCCCUAUUCCACUGACCCUACGUUCAUGAAGAUGCUGGUUGUUGGGCCGAUGGCGAAGCACGCUACGGACCUCCGGUUUGCUAUGAAAAUCCUCACGCCGAACUUGAGCCAGACGUUACGUUUGGACGAGCCCAUCAACCUGAAAACUAUCCGAGUAUUUUACCUGGAGCAGUUCGACAGUAUCUGCGGCAUAAACGACACCACGCAGGACAUAAAGGACAAGAUCAAGGACGCUGUGCGACACCUGAAAGGGAUCGGGGUGCACGUGGAAGAACUGCCGCAAGAUUACGUGAAGAAUAUGUACUUGCAGUUCAUGGCUACCUUCGGCGAUAUCAAAUUUCCUACUGUGGUGGAGACCCCGAAAGGUGACAUGGCAGCCCCGUCGGUGGUCGAGUAUCACAAGGGGUGGUUUGGAUUAUCAAAGUAUUCGGCACAAUUGUCGUUAACCAGGAUGGUAGUGGAAGCAAAUGGAUUCAUGUCGUCGCAAGAUGUACAGGAAGUGCUUGCAGAAAGAGAGAUCCUUCGUAAAAAGCUGGACACUCUGCUGGAUGAACGUACCGCAAUUAUAAUGCCGACGUACGCGCAACCCACGACCUACCCUGCAGAAAUUGUCCUGCAAACUGAUUGUGCAGUGUACUGCGCGUUCUGCAAUUUUAUGUACUGUCCAGCGACCCACGUACCAAUGGGAUUGAACGAAGACGAUCUACCUGUUGGAUUCCAGGUGGUGGCUGCCUGCAACCAAGAUCGUAUUUGUCUAACAAUUGCUGAAGAAUUAGAGAGAGCUUUCGGUGGCUGGGUGCCACCCCCUAGUUGAAUCAACGUUUCAACACGUUUUAUGAUUUUUAAUCGGACUGAAUUCAAUUUGUUUAUAAUAUAAAUGAAACAGGGGUUUGUUUCAGACGAAACAUAGUGUAUAGAAAUCAUUUUCAUUGACAAGUACACGGGAAUCAUAAAAAAACAUGAACAUCAUAAAAACGCACCGGAAGCUUCAAAUUACAAUUGUAAUGUUCAUACUAGGAUAGUGAAGAUUAUGUAAUUAUUUGGUAAUUGAAUAAAGACUACUUGGAUUAAUUGAUGUCGAAAA